AUGGAUGGGAUGAGCCUUGAAGAAUCCUUGUCCGGUAUCGACUCAAAUUUGUUUAGGCAAUUUCGGGAAAGGACGGCUGAUUUGCAAUAUGCAAAGCUAGAAAAGGAUCAGUAUAUUGCGAGGUGGCUGAAGGCAAGAAGUUGGGAUGUUGAGAAAGCUGAAAAGAUGUUCAGAAUGCAUUUGGAAUGGAGGAGUGAAAUCAAGUUGGAUGAGCUCCUUGCCACAUUCAAGACACCGGAAGUGGUCGAGAAAUACUUUCCUGGUGGUAUAUGCGGACAGGACAAGUUCGGUAGGCCGGCCUUCAUCUGCCCGGCGGGCACAGCGGAUGUAGUCGGGCUGAUGCGCUCGGCAUCGCGAACCCAGCUAGCCCUUUCUCGCUACUUUCUGAUGGAAAAGAUUAUCGAAGAAGUGCUGCCUGCCCAGUCGCAGAAAGUGGGGCGGCCCAUCGACCAGCUAGUCAUAAUCUUUGACUUGCAGCACAUGAAUCGGCGUCAGCUAUGGAGGCCUUGGCUCAAUUUUGUCCUUGAGAUGGCCUCUGUUUUCGAGGUCAACUUCCCCGAACUCAUGGCCGUUUGCUUCGUGCUCAACGUUCCCUCAUUUUUUUCCAUGAUUUUCUCUCUCCUCAAGCCAAUUCUCAGCAAAGAGACUCAAGACAAGAUUCAUGUACUUGGCUCCAACUACCUCGACGAAUUGCUAAAACUUUUUAACCCUGAGGAUCUUCCAGCCCACUACGGUGGAAUGAUGCGCGAUCUCGAUGGCGAUCCAAAAUGCUCCUCGCGAAUCUGCUGGGGAGGUACAAUCCCUGAAUCCUAUUAUCAGAUUCAACAAUCCUUGCCCUCAUCCUCCACGGACGUAGCGGAAGGCGCCUUUCUGCUUGUGCCUGUGAGUCGCGGUAGCAAGGAGUAUUUUUACAUCGGCGAGGCCAAAUUCGGCGACACAAUCUCAUGGGAGUUCUAUACCGAGUCAAACGAUAUAGCUUUUAGUCUGUGGGUAGAGCCUCAGAGCGAUUCUAGUUCGCCUGUGGACGAAGCAGGUCGGCGGCGACUGGGAAAAGCACGCGGACAAAACAGUGUUGGAGGUAGUGGCAUGACCACCUCUUUUUCCUUCAACAACCUUCUUGGAGGACAGGGACCUGGGGGGAAGCUAGAUCUGAAGCAGGUCACACGACCUGUACGCGUGGACUGUGACCUAGUACCUGAGCUGGGUAACCGAAAGGUAGAUGCCGAUGGCAACUAUUAUCUCCUCUUCGACAAUUCCUACAGUUGGACUCGUGCCAAACGUAUAUGGUGCAAAGCCGAGGUACUAGGCUCAAUUCCAUUGGUUAAAGACGGAAACUUGAACAACAAUUCUAUAGGAGAUGAAGAGCUGGAGGAAGGAGAAUUGGAGAAGGCGGUAGAUGUUGAGCUCUCUGAAACUGUGAAGGCGGUAUGCGCACCCGACUAUUCCAGUCUCUCAACACUGGAUGUGGAUGUUUCGGCAUUAGUUAUAAUCCUUCUCAGAACUGUGCCAAUCAUUCGACGUCGAUUUCGUACCUCUCGCGCUACCUCCUCCUCAUCUCAGGGACUCAAAUUUAAACGAGUCAUAAAGACGACUGUUUAG
Hydatigera taeniaeformis is the source of this 1599-nucleotide messenger RNA. Lineage: Eukaryota; Metazoa; Platyhelminthes; Cestoda; Cyclophyllidea; Taeniidae. The record is from the annotation of a GenBank genome assembly.